CCGCCACCUCUCCUUUGUGCCUGUGCCUGCGCGUCUUCUUCUCCACUCGCGCAGCCCAGCCUCCCCUAUUUAUGGCCCCGCCCGGUCACAUCCCACCACCGCCCCCCGCUGCCAACCGAAUCGCCUGCGCCACUAGCAGAGGCAGAGCCACACCCCAAUCGUCGCCGCCCCUCGAUUAGACUUCCCACUCCAUCCCACCGUUUCAAACCAACCGGAGGCAGAGGAGUGUGUUCUUGAGCAACCCACGGCUCCGGUCCAGGAGCCGCCAUGGAUUCCCCGCGGAUGGAGCAGCAGAGCAGCAGCAGCGGCAGUAGUUCUGCCAUCACAAAUCCAAUGCAAGGAGUCGGAGGAGGAGGAGGCCCGGCGCCUGACGACCAGCAGCCCAAGAGGCCGCCGCACCUCUCCAUCGACAUCCCGGCCGCGACCAGCGCCCCCCUCACACCGACGGCGUCGGCAGAGCCAGAUGCCACACCAGCAACACCCGGCUCCAACGCCAGAAGAACACCCGGUUCUGGCUCGGGUUCCGGUAAGAGCGGUGCCCCAGCGAAGCCCCCGGCGCCGCAGCGCACGCCGUCCUUCAUGCUGAGGCAGACGGUGCGGAGCCUCCUGCCGGGAGGGGGCAGCUUCAAGUCCUCCGUCAGAGGCUACGAGGCCUCCCUCUCCAGGCUCUUCAGCGGAAGGAUCGCCAGGACGGCCUCGCUCCCGGCCGUGGACCACGCCGCCCUCUCGGCCUCCGUGCACGCCACAGACAAGACGCCGCCCAGCGUUCCUGCCGCCGCCGCUGACAAAACUAGCAUGCACCGGUCGCAGUCCCUCCCGAUGAACAUGAAGAAGUUCAGCUCCGCCAAGAGCAUCAAGAGGAUGAACUCGCUCGGCGGCGUGUACCGCGUCGUCCCCUCCACGCCGCGAGGCCCCGCCGCCACCGCCGCGACCAGCAAUGCCGUGCCGGACAUAGUCCCCACAGAACCAGGGGCCGGAGAGGGGGAGGACGACCACGGGGAGGACAUCGCGGAGGAGGAGGCGGUGUGCCGGAUCUGCAUGGUGGAGCUGUCCGAGGGGGGCGGCGCCAUGAAGCUGGAGUGCUCCUGCAGGGGUGAGCUCGCACUGGCACACACCGACUGCGCGCUCAAGUGGUUCGGCAUCAAGGGCACCAGGACCUGCGAGGUGUGCAAGGAGGAGGUCCAGAACCUCCCCGUCACCCUGCUACGCGUCCAGAGCACGCGCGCCGGCGACGCGAGCCGCGCCACCGGUCCGCGGUACGUCCGGUACAGGCUGUGGCAUGGGACACCUAUCCUUGUGGUCAUCAGCAUCCUCGCAUACUUCUGCUUCUUGGAGCAAUUGCUGGUUGCGCACAACGGCUUCGCCGCCCUGGCGAUUUCGCUGCCAUUCUCAUGCAUCCUAGGCCUCUUCUCAUCACUCACCACAACAAGCAUGGUGGCGAGGAGAUACGUGUGGAUCUACGCGGCGAUCCAGUUCCUCUUCGUUGUGUUCUUCACUCAUUUGUUCUACAGAUAUCUGCAUCUGCAGGCUGUGAUAUCCAUCAUCCUGGCCACCUUUGCGGGUUUCGGCGUGGGGAUGAUCGGAAACUCCAUCAUCAUCGAGGUACUGAGGUGGAGGACUAUGGCCCCGGCUCAGCCGCGCCGUGCUCACAGGCCACCACGUGUUGCGCAGCAGCAGCAGCCGGCCCCGGCAUCCGGUCAGCCUUCAGGCCAGCCCUCAGCCGUCGGUGAGGGACAGCGUAGCGCGACCGUCGACAUUGAGAAUCCGGCUGCCCCUCCAGCAUAAACAUAUGUAGUUGAGUUUGUGGCUAUGUGCUGUUGGUUCAUGCUUGAGAGCUUGUGUCCUUGAUGUAUAAAUGGUAGAACAAAGAGGUUGUCUGGAAGUUUUUUCAUGGUCUGGAUGCAAAAUCUGAGUUUCUUGUUGCAGCAUUUGGUGAGGAACUACAGUUGUUAGAUUAGAUAUAAGCUCCUGAAAGAGGAUUCAGUAGUAGUAUGUGUCAUGGUGUACCAAGUAUGUCAGGCAUAUGGAUAAGCUCUCUGUUCUGCUCUGCA
Molecule: messenger RNA, 2051 nt
Organism: Aegilops tauschii subsp. strangulata
Lineage: Eukaryota; Viridiplantae; Streptophyta; Magnoliopsida; Poales; Poaceae
Molecular function (GO): zinc ion binding
Source: RefSeq, a predicted model, not a curated record